This is a messenger RNA of Phytophthora nicotianae INRA-310, 756 nucleotides long. RefSeq lists its product as hypothetical. The coding region runs from base 1 to 756 and encodes 251 amino acids. The transcript has a single exon. Lineage: Eukaryota; Oomycota; Peronosporomycetes; Peronosporales; Peronosporaceae. The record is from RefSeq and is a predicted model, not a curated record.
AUGAAUCUACACCACGUUCUCUUCCUGACGGUGACCAUUCUAUUUGCCAGUGCACAUGCUCUCUUGGCGACUGAUGAAGCUAAGAGCUUAAGUUUGGGCCAUCCUAUGGUUGCGAACACCAACGAGGCCAGAUCGUUACGAGUCGCAAAGGAACUCGGUGAGAAUAAGGAGGAAAGGGGCAAUCCUACUUCGGCACUAACGUCCAAGAUCUCAUCGAUGAUCCCCAUCGACCUGAAACUAGCCGCGUGGCAGGCGCUGGGCAAGCCAAAGGCGUAUGUCAAAACAAAAUUAGGUUUGGACGGGCUCGAGGAAGCUCAACUAAAAGCCCACAAAAACUACGGACGUUUCGUGAAAUAUGUGGAGAAAGCUUUAGAGAAUGAUAUUUGGAACAAGGCCAUAGGAGGGUAUUCUACGUACAAGUUUUGGAAAGACAUGGGGUUUGAUACAAUCACUACUCUGAAACAGCUCAAAGCGAUCCAACAAACCGAGAAAUUCAAGCUCUACAAGCGCUACGCUAUUAAAUUUGAUGAUCUCGUCGUUAACAGAUUUAAAUCUGGUUAUACCCAGCCCGAUUGGGUUUUUGACAGCAAAACUACAGCAGCGGAAAAGUACGCGAGAGCAGAGAUUUGGGCGGAAAUGGGGAGGAAAGACAUCGAUGUGAAAGAGUUCUUGGGGUUGAGGUGGGCGAAUGCAGAAAAACUUCGCAUGAAUUCGUUUUACAAACACUAUGUGCAAGCAAAAGGCAAAACGGCCUGA